Messenger RNA from Biomphalaria glabrata, 7874 nucleotides. RefSeq names its product protein crumbs-like. The transcript has 38 exons. The coding region runs from base 183 to 7667 and encodes 2494 amino acids. Gene Ontology annotation, biological process: heterophilic cell-cell adhesion; establishment or maintenance of epithelial cell apical/basal polarity. Lineage: Eukaryota; Metazoa; Mollusca; Gastropoda; Planorbidae. Gene Ontology annotation, cellular component: protein-containing complex; plasma membrane. The record is from RefSeq and is a predicted model, not a curated record. Gene Ontology annotation, molecular function: calcium ion binding.
GAGUCUAGUCUAUCAUCUAGAAAUCAUGGUUUCUUUUUAACUCAUAAAUUUCUGGAAAUAUGUCCCUGAAUGGAUUGACAUGUUUGAAUUACAUCUAGUGAAUAAACUCAACAACAAAUGGAGUAAUAAGAUUGUGACAGUGUUGUUAGUAAUUAUCAUUCCACUAAGGAAACCAUAGAAAGAUGUGGAAAUGGUAUUAUACCCGCUUCAAACCACAUUCAACAAUGCAGUCAUUAAUGAAGAUUACAAAAGAUAGACCACCGGUGCUGACCCUGGUUUUGGGUCUAGUGUUCUUCCUUCCUGUGGCCAGCUCACAGAAGAACUCUGCAUUCUUCAACACAACAUCUCUUAUCAGCAUUCCCAAUUCAGAAUGGGACCUUAGUCAAGGCAGCAAAACAUUCAUCUUCACCACCUGUUCUGACUCUGGGUAUCUCAUUGCCAUCCAGUCCAACUCAUCCUCAUCACAGUCAUCUUCAUCUUACACACAAGGGCUGGCCCUUCUCAUGCUCAACAAAUCUGUAGCAUUUCAGUGGACUAUUAACGGACAGUCAAACUCUGUUAAAGUUGGCAACAACAUGAGUGACAAUAUUUGGUACACAACUGUUUUAGAAAACUCGAACGGUGCACUGAAGCUAUCAAUCUCCACUCGAUACAAUAUAGUGUCAGAGGUCACAGUUGCCAAUAGUUCCAUAAAUUCUUAUUUAUUAAAUGUGAGAUUGAAUGGUACUCUCAAAAUAGGAGAAGGAUUUACAGGAUGUAUGUAUCAAGGACCAGGUGUUAAUUUCUCAUCUGCUGGAUAUAAGGAGCAGGGGAUAGUAUGGGAUCAGUGUCAGCUAGAACUAAAAAGUGGAUGCAUUGAUGUUGAUCAGAAUGACUGCUGGGAUAGCCCUUGUUUGUAUGGUGGUACCUGUAUAGAUCUAUUCAGAAACUUCACCUGUCAAUGUCCUGCCAAUUAUAAUGGUACCCGCUGUGAGAAUGACUUGGCCAAACUGUAUGGAUGCCAAGUAAAUCCAUGUUUAAAUGGAGGAACCUGCCAUAAUCUGUCAACCCCAGCGUCUUUCAAUUGUACAUGCCCUCCAGGUUAUAAUGGUCUGACUUGUGAGAAUAGGAUUGACUUUUGCCGACUGACCCCUUGCCUCAAUGGAGGAAUCUGUGUUAGUGGUAACAAUUCCUAUAGCUGUAACUGCUCUCAGACAGGCUAUGCUGGAACCAAUUGUUCUGUCAAUAUAAAUGAGUGCUCCAUGAACACUUCUAUUUGUGGGGCCUAUGGCACCUGCUAUGAUGCUCCAGGAAGUUACACUUGCAGUUGUCAACCAGGAUUCGAGGGUAAACCUUGCCAGAAUGUGGAUGACUGCUUGUCUCAGCCUUGCCAGCAUGGUGGAACCUGUGAAGAUGCCAUUAAUGCCUUCAUUUGCAGAUGCCCCUCUGGUUUCUCUGGCUCUACAUGUGACACAAACAUUGAUGACUGUGUCAACAACAACUGUAGUGGGCACAACUCCACAUGCAAAGAUCUUGUCAAUGGGUUUCAGUGUAUCUGUAAAGAGGGCUAUACAGGUGUCUAUCCAGCGUGUACAGAUACUGAUGAGUGUAGCCUCCAGUUCUGUCAGAACUCUGCCACCUGUCUCAACUCACCUGGAAGCUACAACUGUUCAUGCCCAGCCGGCUAUACUGAUCACAACUGCAGCACAAACAUUGAUGAUUGUGCCAGCAAGCCCUGUCACAACGCCACAAACUGUACAGAUCUAGUGAAUGGCUAUAGAUGCCACUGUCUCCCUGGAUAUACUGGCACCAACUGUGAUGUGGAUGUUAUAGAUUGUCUUCCUGGAAUCUGCCUUAACAAUGCUACCUGCCAAGAUCUGGUUAAUGGCUACAGAUGUGUUUGCCAGCCUGGUUUUAACGGUAUCAACUGUAGUACAAAUAUUGAUGAUUGUGCCAGCAAACCUUGUCUGAAUGGUGCUCAGUGUGUGGAUCUAAUCAACUCCUAUGCAUGUAAUUGUACUGCUGGAUAUGAGGGUGUAAACUGUGGUACUGAGAUCAACAAGUGCAGGCUUUACUCCAAUCCCUGCCAAAACAAUGGGACUUGCUGGUACACACCCAAUGACUACCACUGCAACUGCACAAGUGACUGGAUGGGUAAGAAUUGCACUGAGCCUUAUGAUGCCUGCCAAAGCUUGCAGCCUUGUCAAAAUGGUGGGAAUUGCUCCUCUACAAAACUGUCUCACAACUACACCUGCAGCUGUGUGACUGGAUUCGAUGGGAAAAACUGUGAACACGACAUUGAUGACUGCAUUGGCAUUACAUGCCCUGGCAAUCGUACUUGUAAUGAUAAGGUCAACAACCAUACCUGUGACUGCCCUAUAGGAUUUACUGGUUCCAACUGUGAGACAGUGAUAGACAUGUGUGAGACACACCCAUGUCAGAAUGGUGGAACUUGCACAUCUGGGAGGAGCAACUAUACCUGUAACUGUAUAGAAAGGUUUAUUGAUAUUCCCUUACCUGAUGGCACUAGGAAAUCUUUCAAGACUGGUUACACUGGUGUCAACUGUGAGAUUGACAUUGAUGAAUGUAACUAUUCUGUCCCCAUCUGUCAAAAUGGUGGACUGUGCCAGAACACUCCUAAGGGAAGUUUCUCUUGCUUCUGCAAAACUAAUGUCAGUGGUGGGGAAAUGUAUGUGGGCACUCUGUGUGAACAGUUGAGGACCUAUUGUGACAUUCGUUUACCAAAUGAAACCUGUCAGAAUGGUGGGACAUGUAUCAAUCUGCCCAUGUCAUCAACGUGUGCAUGUGUAGCAGGAUAUGAAGGCAAAUACUGUGAGACAAACAUAGAUGAUUGUAGUCCUAAUCCCUGCCUGUACAAUGGGACGUGUACAGAUUUAGUCAACAACCACUCAUGUACAUGUAUAGAUGGCAUCACCGGCUACAACUGCCAGACCAACAUUGAUGACUGCUCUCCCUCUCCGUGUUUAAACAAUGGUGUUUGUCAUGAUAGGAUUAACAAUUACACCUGUGACUGCAGUGGCACUGGGUUCAUUGGUUCAAUAUGUGAAAACAACUUUGACGACUGUGCAAGCAAUCCAUGUCAUAAUGGUGGCAAUUGUACAGACAGAGUAAAGAACUACACAUGUGAGUGCUACAAGGGCUACACUGGAGACAACUGCCAGAUUGACAUACAAGAGUGUACACCUAACCCUUGUCGCAACAACAGUCUCUGCCUUGAGAACUCCAAUGUGACCCUCUAUGACAAAGGCAAUCCCAAAUUUGUCAACUUCACCUAUGAUAAGGCUGCUGGUUACAUUUGUGAAUGUGUACCAGGUCUGACAGGAGUCAAUUGCUCAAUAGAUGUCGAUGAAUGUCAAUCAAAUCCUUGCCUGCACAGUUCAACGUGCAUUGACCUGUUCAACAACUUCAGCUGCAAGUGUUCACCAGGCUAUCAAGGAAAGGAGUGUGAUGUGGACAUUAAUGAGUGCAAUGUGAAGCCAUGCCAGAAUGGAGGCACCUGUAUUGACAAGAUUGCAGACUACCUCUGUAUCUGCAAGCCUCCUGUGGCUAACACUGUCAACUAUGGGGGGAGAAACUGUAGCACUUUGAUGACUGGCUGUAAUAGUAACAGUUGUAGCAAAGGGGACUGCAUUCCAAAGCUAGAUUACAGCAGCGGUGUGGAGAUACAUGGCUUCAGUUGUUCUUGUUACCCUGGCUACACUGGAGAAUAUUGUAAUGUCGAGACAUCCAUGAGUUUUGUUUCCCCUGUGAAUUAUGUCAAGGUUGACCUGAAUACGUCAUCACUGGAAAUAAGUCUAACUUUUCGCACUGCUUCUUGGUCUGACCUUGCCCUUGUUGUUCUUAAGCUGCAGAGUGAGGACACUGUUUCCAUUCAGAUUAUUGCUGGGGAGGUUAUGUUGACAUAUAAGGAUAUUGGAAUUGUAAAUGAAACACUCAAAACUUUGGCCAAAGUAAAUGACAGUAACAGCCACAGUCUUCUUCUGAAACUGACUGUGAGUAACAUGACUCUAUCUCUACCUAAUGACAAGUGUGCUGGUGACAACCCCAAUACAGUGCAGCCUUGCAUCAAGUCUAUCAGUCUUAAGCUAGCACGAAGCAACAUCACCUCUCUUGUGGUUGGCAAUGGGACUAGUGCUAAAGCUUUUGUGGGCUGUGUGGAGGAUCUCAGGAUUAACUCACAACUCUAUUAUCCUGCACUGAAUAAUGGUAACUAUGUGAAUGUCACACCAGGUUGUUCCAGGUCACCACAAUGCAGCUCCUUGUCUUGCAAUAGUCGUGGAAGUUGUGAAGAUCUGUGGAACAAAUAUUCUUGUCUUUGCAACAGACCUUAUUAUGGUCAAGAUUGUCAACUGGAAUAUCCUGCGGCCACAUUCUUCCCAGGAUCUUACGUGUCUUACAGCUUCCCUCCAGAACCUGUUGGAGAUGUUUAUAUUUCAUUUUUCCUCGUUACUCGUCAGAAUGAUGGUUUUAUUAUGAUGACCACUGAUGGCUACAAUGCCCAAAUUAAAAAGUUUGCUUACUUGGCUCUCUACAUGAAAAACUCUCAGCUGUCUGGAGACUUUUUUAAGUGUGGCUCGAACCUGAAUUUUGUAGUCAACAAGAAUCUGGCAGAUGGAAAGUGGCAUUUUAUUUCUAUAGUUGUCAAAAAUACCAGCUUCACUAUUUUCAGCAGCUCAGAUGAAAAGCUUUAUGAAAAUCUGAACAUCUCACAGUCAUGCUCAUCAGGUUUUGGUUUAUCUACAUCAAAAUUGUUUUUUGGUCAGUUCAGAAAUGUCCAGCUACGGACAAAGCGCCAUGCUCACAGUUCACAACAUACAAAGGAAAUAAGCAUGGUAUCACUACAAAGAGUAAAACGCCAGACAGAUAUCAUUGCUAACAUAUCAGCCACCUAUUCUAUUAUCCCAGACUGGGAAGGUGUUAUACAGGACAUUCAUAUCAAUGGGAAAAUGCUUGACUUUGACAGUGUCUCUGAAUCUAUUAUGUCUGUUAAUGUGACAGUGGGUGCCAAUUCCACAAGAAAUGUCUGCCCUGAUUCUCCUUGCCAAAAUGGUGGAACUUGCUCAGAGUCAUUUUACAAUGACUUUUCGUGCCAAUGUUUACGUGGAUACACGGGAAAGAACUGCAGUGAGCUCAACUUUUGUUCCUACGGUACAUGCCCUUCUGAGACCACUUGUGUGAAUAUUCCUUUGGGAUAUGAAUGUAUUGGGGAUGCAGCAUUUCUUUAUGAUAACAGUGGUAUUCAGUAUGUUAUGAACGGCUCUACACCAGAACCAUCUCUAACAUUCAACUUUCGGACACGUGGGCUUUUCGGGCUGAUCUUUAUUCUUCGCUAUGGAGAGUAUUUUUUCAAAGUGCGUGUGGCUAAUGGUGUCCUAGAGAUCAAUUCUAAACUCUCAUCUGAAUUUUCAGAGUCAGCGGAGACGCGUGCUGGUAGGCGGGUGGAUGAUGGGAGAUGGUACAGUGCAAGAUUUGAAAUCAUUAAUGAAACGCACGUUGUCUUGGAGGUUAGGUACGACAAGCAGCUGUAUGACAGUACAGGAAUUAGGCUGAUCAACAGUUCAUCUGUGGAUAUUGGUGACAUGCUCAUGAAAGGUGAAAUUAUUUUAGGAAGCGUGCUUCGUGAGAAGUAUUCCAAGACGUGGGAAGCCAACUUUAAGGGCUGUCUGCGGGAGGUCAGGAUGGGCGGGGUGCUGAUGCCCUUCUACUUUGAUGACACCUUUGAGAACAAUACCGUCCCGGUGAAGUUCAUGGCCAAAUCUAUCAGUGGCAUUGUUCAUCACUGCACUGGGGAUAACGUCUGCAGCAAAACUUCAUGUCUGAAUGGUGGAAGCUGUGUGGACAUUUGGAAUAGUUUUACCUGUAAAUGCCCAACAGGUUUUUAUGGAGAUUACUGUGAGAGUAAUCCAGAUAAUUGUGGCUCCACUCAAUGCAUGAAUGGCGGGCUCUGUCUAGAUGGAUAUGAUACCAGCAGCUGUAUGUGUCCUCUUGGCUACACUAACAAUUUCUGCCAGGAUACAGUGAACAUGUGUGAACAUAACGAGUGUGCCAACAGCUCAGCUUGUGUGAAUAGAAGUUAUGACUACAUCUGCAAUUGUUCAGGGACACAGUUCACUGGAUGGUUUUGUAAUGUUACGAUUCAACAAAACUGUUCUCAAUCACUUUGUCAAAAUGGUGGAACAUGUACUGAUACAAUUGUAACUAUUAAUAAUCAGAGCCUCUCCUCAUUUAACUGCUCAUGUAGAGCUGGCUAUGAAGGACCACUGUGUGAGAAACCUGUAGACUACUGUAAUAAAGAUGGUUACAAGUGUUUCAAUAACGGGAAAUGUAUCAAUAACCCUGAGUACCAGAACUACACAUGUAAUUGUGACAAUGCUACUGAUUUUAUUGGCCCUAACUGUUCCACCAAAGUCAACAACUGCUAUACAAACAAUUCCUGUGUCAAUGGUAAAUGUAUAGAUGGAAUUAACAACUACACCUGUCAGUGUCCUCUAGGUUAUGAAGGAUUAGGAUGUGAGCAUCAAGUCAACAUGUGUGGCAAUAGCUCUUUUUGUCAGCGAGGUUCUUGUGUGACUAAUGGAUCCUGUGACUGCACUGGAACUGGCUAUGGAGGUCCUUACUGUCAGCAAGAGAUUGAUGAGUGUAGUGCCACUGUAAGUGUUUGUCUCAAUGGAGCUAAUUGUACCAAUCUUGAGGGAGAUUACAACUGCAGCUGUACAGAGGGUUACACUGGUAAAAAUUGUCAGACACCAAGCUGCACUGGUAUCAUUUGUCAAAAUGAUGGAACAUGUAAUAUUGUUGGCUCAUAUUGGCAAUGUACAUGUAAACCCUAUAUUGAGGGUAAAUAUUGUGACAAGAUUGGUCCUUGUUUCAAUAACCCAUGUAGAAAUCAAGCUACGUGUCAACAGUCUAUUGAAUAUAACAAUUACACCUGCUUUUGUUUACCAGGCUGGAGGGGAGAGAACUGCUCUGAAGAUAUAGAUGAAUGUAAUGAGACCAUACAUGCUUGUUGGAAUGGUACAUGUCAUAACACCAUGGGAGGCUAUAAUUGUUUCUGUGAUGCUGGCUACACAGGACAGCGCUGUGAAUCUGACAUUAACGAAUGCUUAUCCAACCCUUGUAAGAAUGGAGGCAUCUGCUCAGACAUGGUGAAUAACUAUACCUGCAUGUGCAAUCAAGGUUACCAAGGUCAAGAUUGCUCUCAAGACAUUGAUGAAUGUGCUUUGAACACAUCACUCUGCAACAAAGGAACAUGUGCAAAUACUGAACCAUUUUACCACUGUAACUGUGGCACUGACUACUUGGGGGACCACUGCCAGUUGGUUAAUCCGUGUGCAAAUGUGACAUGUCUGAAUCAGGGAACUUGUCAGUUUAAAAACAACACCAGCUCCGACUUUACAUACGUCUGCACUUGCUCUGAAGGCUAUGAAGGCUCUUUGUGUGAGAAGAGUGCCAGUUCCAAAGAUACAGAUUUGGGGAUUAUCAUUGGUCCAAUUGUUGGUGGCAUUGUCUUCAUCAUUAUAGUCAUUGUGGUCAUAGCUUUCAUUAUGACAGCCAGAUCAAAGCGAGCCACACGUGGAGCUUACAGCCCGAGCCAGCAGGAGACGUCAGGGUCCAGGGUAGAGCUAGGAAAUGUGUUGAAGAAACCUCCUGAAGAAAGACUCAUCUAGAGUAUAUUUUGUUAUUGCAUGGACUUUACAUAAAGGCAUUUAAUUGUACAAAGUUAAAUUUUAUAUACAUAAUUGUUGAGAACAUAGAACAAGCUCAGAGCUAUAGCGUAUGGAAGUGAAAGUAUUUAUUUCUUAUAUCUGUACUGAAAUUAUUCAUUAGUCAAUUUUCCCUUAUCAUUUUUUUCUGUAAAUUCUUUAAUUUUUUUU